AUGAGCUCAGCUUCCAAUAACCACGAGUCAACCAACAGAAUUGGCAGCACGCCAGCCCAGCGUCAUGUCAUCUCCGCGACUCAAGCACAAGGAGUAUUGAAUGCGGCUGCAAAGUGUGCUGAGACCGUCACUCCACAAUGCAUUGCCGUCUGCGAUCCCUCAGGCCUUCUGGUUGCGUUCUUGAGGAUGGACAAUGCUUAUCCCGGUAGCAUUGACUUGAGUAUCAAGAAGGCUCGUACCACAGUUCUGUUCAAUGGACUGCCCAGUGGUGUUGUCUACGACCUCGCACAGCCUGGAGCACCCUUCUACGGUAUCCAAGAGACAAAUGGUGGCUUGGUAGUCUUUGGUGGCAGUCUACCCCUCUACAAGGACAACUUCCUCCUGGGCUCAAUCGGCGUCAGUGGAGGAUCUCCGGAUCAAGAUCUUCAAGUUGCACAGGCAGGUGUCGACUGGUUGACGCAGUCUGAGUAG
Aureobasidium melanogenum CBS 110374 is the source of this 471-nucleotide messenger RNA. Its product is annotated as DUF336-domain-containing protein. The record is from RefSeq and is a predicted model, not a curated record. Bases 1 to 471 code for a protein of 156 amino acids. Lineage: Eukaryota; Fungi; Ascomycota; Dothideomycetes; Dothideales; Saccotheciaceae. The transcript is spliced from 3 exons.